This is a messenger RNA of Sus scrofa (pig), 3811 nucleotides long. It is a transcript of the gene RAB9B, whose product is annotated as RAB9B, member RAS oncogene family. NCBI's taxonomy places the organism in Eukaryota, Metazoa, Chordata, Mammalia, Artiodactyla, Suidae. The record is from RefSeq and is a predicted model, not a curated record. Gene Ontology annotation, biological process: retrograde transport, endosome to Golgi; Rab protein signal transduction. Gene Ontology annotation, cellular component: late endosome; lysosome; phagocytic vesicle. Gene Ontology annotation, molecular function: GTP binding; GTPase activity.
GCGGGCGCGGGCGCGAGACGCUGCGCGGCAGCAUCGGCGGUCGCGAGCGGCAGCUGUCAGGCCACCGAGGUCCAAGCUGCACUUGCCGCCCGGUUGAGGACGGGGAGGCGGCAGGAGCGGUGACAGCGUAGCCGAGGAGCCGAACUGCCGGCACGCAAAGCUGACCUGCUUGGCCCCCGCCGCCCUCUCGCGCCUCUCUCCCAUUGUAUUGGAAUCCUGAAAAGAGAGAAUAUAACAACAACAAGAAAAAGACUUAAGAUUGUGACAAAGACCCAGCUGGGUUCCCUUGGUUAUAAACUCCUCUCCAUCUGGUGCUGCAACAAUGAGUGGGAAAUCACUGCUCUUAAAGGUCAUUCUUUUGGGUGAUGGUGGAGUUGGGAAAAGCUCGCUCAUGAACCGUUAUGUAACCAAUAAAUUUGACUCCCAGGCUUUUCACACCAUAGGGGUAGAGUUCUUAAAUCGAGAUCUGGAGGUAGAUGGACGCUUUGUAACUCUCCAGAUAUGGGACACUGCAGGGCAGGAACGUUUCAAGAGCCUUAGGACACCCUUCUACAGAGGGGCAGACUGCUGCCUCUUGACCUUCAGCGUGGAUGACCGGCAGAGCUUUGAGAACCUCGGUAAUUGGCAGAAAGAAUUCAUCUACUACGCAGAUGUGAAAGACCCUGAGCACUUCCCCUUUGUAGUUCUGGGUAACAAGGUAGACAAAGAGGAUAGGCAAGUGACUACUGAGGAGGCACAGGCCUGGUGCAUGGAGAAUGGAGAUUACCCUUAUCUUGAAACAAGUGCCAAAGAUGAUACUAAUGUGACAGUGGCCUUUGAAGAAGCUGUCAGGCAGGUGUUAGCUGUAGAGGAACAGCUGGAGCAUUGCAUGUUAGGUCACACUGUUGACUUGAACAGUGGCUCCAAAGCAGGGUCUUCAUGCUGUUAAAAAGUAGGAAGGCUUUUAAAAGUGUGCCCCAAAUUGGUCAGUCAGUAGUGUAAGAAUAAGUGUGCCCCUCUGAGAGCGCACACAUAUACGGAAGGGUAAGAGAUAACGUUAUGAUUGCGAAUCAGAGCCUCUCAAAUUGAAGUUGUAGAGCGAUUAAAAAAAAAAAAAAAGCUUUAUCAAGCCAAAUGUAUUUUGUGUGAUUUCUGCUAUUUCCUUCUGGUGUGUAUCAGGACAUUUCAGAAAGCUUUAGUCCUGAGAGAUUUAAAUAUUUUUCAAAUCACAGUUUUAACUUAGAGCCCAGCCGCAUGAAGGAGUUAAAGAGCUACAGCUAUCUCUCAAAGCGUUCCAUUAAUCAACUAACAAAUGUCACCAUCAGCUCUUGCCAAGCAGUUUCUGAUGUGUCUGCCAAAGGGGAAAAAAAUAAGACUCUGAGCCGUAUUACAAUAAAGAUAAUAAUGCAAACAAAGAUUCCUAAGCUUGAGUCAUAAAGAGGUUGUAAAGAUUAGGAAGGCAAAAGUUUAAUGAUGUACACUGCCUUGUUUAAAUCCUUAUGUACGGUUUACUCCCAUCUGAGCUUUUUUUUAAAAAAACUCAAUAAGAGAUAUACUAAUGACACUGGAAAUGUAUUAUACUCCUUGUGUUUGAAGUAACAGGGUACUAGUGAAUGGAUUAUGCUUAAAUAUUCCAACCACCCUUGCAAAUAAGUGGUUGAUCUGCUUUCACUUCAUAAGUCUCCUUUUGCUGUACAGGGAUGUUGCUUCUCUGACAACCUCUUACCAAUUUAGCAAUGCUGCUUAGUAUAUGGCUUUGGAUGCAGUGCACUCUGCUCAUAAUUUUGAUGGUGGUCCACCAUGCUAUGCUCUCAGAGAAGCCUUCAGGACAGAUUGGAGGAUACUGGGCUUUUCUCACGAAGUUCCUUAACUCGAGUAUUUAUCGUAGAAGAAGGAACUGAUUCCUUAUACGUUGAACUGUUAUGUUCAUCUGGCCAAACUAGGACAUCGAAUGUAACAAGAGAACAAACUUUAACUCAGAAGUAGAAUGAACUCAUAAUUAGUGUUGUCCAAUAGUGGAAUGGACUGCCUUAAUAGUGAACCCCCUUCUAGUGAAAAUAUUCAAGAAGAUGCUGGAUGACCACAAAAAGAAUCUCUGUACUGGUGAGAUGUUUGAUUUUAAGGUCCCUUCCAGCUCUAGGAAUCUAAGUUCUAAGUUCUAGGAAUCUAAGUUCUAAGUUCUAGGAAUCUAUAAGCUACAAACUACAUUUCAAUGACAUGUUAUAGUUACAUACAUCUUAAGUCAAUAGUUAAGUCUAUGAAAAGGGACUUUAUAAUUUCCCGGGCUAUUCUGGGAUCAGCAUUUAAUGGCAACUACCUAGCUUUUCCUUUUAUUUUUGCACUAUGGCAGGAAAAAUUCUUGAGCUCUGAGUAAAAUCAUUACAUGCCCAAUAUAAACACUCUGAAGAUACCAUAUCUUCAAAAACAGCUUGUCAAAUUUUGAUUACCAUGACUGCCAGCUAUAUACUACAUUAUAAAAAUUCAGUCUAGUUCUUGUCAGUUGAUCUAUUUGUCCUGCAUAGCUUUUAAUCUGUACUUUUAAAACAUCUAUGAUAAAAAAAAAAAAUAGUGACCCAAUGUAGUGAGGGACAGUUAGAAAUGACCCCAAAAAGAGACCUAGGUCAGGAGGGAGCAGGAGCUUUUCACAGGAAUAUAGCCUAGAACUCUCCAUUGUAGCCACACAUGGAUCAGCCUUACAUGUGGGACCUUAUGUGCUUUAAGAGCUCUGGGACUUUUUGGCUGCAUAGAUAAGUGGAAGAUACUUCAACCCAGUAAUACUCAAUAUUUCCAAUUUAAAUAUGGUCCUGACCCCAUGGUCCAACUAACUUUAAUACCAGAAGUCAAAGCCAGAACUGGGACCCCAUAGCUCUUAAGUAUUGGUCCCUAUCCUGCCUAUGCCUAUAGCCAGCCACACUGGUUUCCAAGUUCUAUGAUCAUUUUGCUACGAUCAUGUUAGAAUGAAAAUCUAUACGUCAGAAUUGUUAAAUGCUAAUUGUUUUUAAGUGCAUGAGACCUGGGGCCUUCUCUUUCUACUUGCACUCUGCUUAUAAUAGUUUCUAUUUGUAGAUCUCAGGCCUUCACAAAGACCUCCGUCCAUUCAUAAAAGUACUUGUCACUAUUAGAAUGGCAUGUGAUCAUUUAAGUUUAAAAAAAAAAAACUACUUGGGUAUCCCAUUCAUAGGCCUCCUGUCCAUCCAUGAGAAGUGUGAAUUUUAUUGGCAGGUCAAUUGAAGCCCCUUUCCUCUUAGUCAUACCAAUUUUUCUUCUGCCAAAUCACUACACAGUAUCUUAAUGAAAUCACUUAAUAUUAAGUGACAAAAGACAGAGGCAUUUUGGUGAGUAACACUCAGUGGGGUGCUGACGUAUAGUUUGGGUAAGAUUAAAAAAACACCAAAGGCUGAAAUAUGUGAGUACCAGAAACUGUGCAUAUAGGCUUUGAAAUUGUGUAUGCUAGAAUGUGCAGUGCAAUAUUUUCAGUAGGUGUUUUUUUAAAUGAACACGCAUUUUUUUUUUGAACAAGGUAUUUCUAAUUGGGAUGAUACUGUUUUUCAAUGGUCCAUUAAACAUCAUGCAGAAUAUUUAUUUAAUUUAUUUUCAUUUAUUGGGCUAACAUUCAGGGGGCCUCAGAAUCCAUCCGUCUUCAGUGGAUUGAUGAAUUUCAGGUUAAUUUGUGCCUGCCUCAGCCAUCUCUAGUUUACCCUGAGGUACUCCACAAUCCUCUUGUUGCAGGUGCUGCUAAAAACUCAAAAUUGUGUAUCAGAUAUUUUGUUUCAACUGUAAAAAAAAUCAUCUGUGUUAAAGUGAAUAAAAAGUGCAUUUUGAAUAACCAGUA